AACAAAAGUUUCCUUAUCCCCAAAUCGAGCUGAAAUCUUCAAGAGUGUGUCUUCAUUUAUCUACUGUUCAUCAUUCUCGUUUAGGACAAGCAACGAAUGUUAAAACGGGUAGCCUGAUUAAUUAGUUUUGUUUCACUAAACGAAAACUACGUCGUUUCAGCUUAGGGUUUAUCAAUUACCAGAAUCUACCAAAUUCACAACACGAGAGACUCUCUCGAUGUCGAGACCCUAAAUCCAAUCUUCAUCUCGACCACACGACGAACCUUUGGAAGAGUUCUUCGAGUUCUCCACAAACUAAUUUGAGCUGAUUUGAUAUAUUUCUUCGAGUUCUCGAUAUGCUGAUUUGAGGUCAUUCUCGACAAGUUUCUGGGUUUAGACUAGUGUAAUCGAUGAGAUAUUGACAUUAUAUGAAGCUGAGAUUACAAUUCUGUUUUGCUUUGAACCGAAUACAUGCUGCAGUUCACAGUUUUGACAAAAAAAUGAGUGAAAUGAAUCUACCAUUUGAAGUUGGUCAAACUGUAGAAUUGAAAUCUUUUGAAUUGGGUUUUCGUGGUGCUUGGUUUCGUUGCAAGAUUCUGAAGAUAUUUCAGAAAAGGAAAGCAUUAUUCUUUGAUGUUGAGUAUAUUGAUUAUCCAGGAGAAGGGAUACAUUCAACAAAAGUAUUUCAACAACUCGAAGGCGGAAACGAGAAAUGCUUGAUGAUUCGACCUGUAUAUCCGCCACAAUGUCGUGAAAAUGAAGUCGAUGGCGGUCUAGAAGAAGCUCUUGUUGUUCAUGGUUCUUGGAAGGUUGGUGAUUUGGUUGAUUGGUGGGAAGCCUAUUGUUAUUGGUCUGGGACUGUUCUGGAAGUGAAAGAAAAUGAAUCAGUACAGAUUGAAUUGUUGGCUCCACCAUAUGGCGAAGGGAGUAGCUAUGAGGCUCAGUCUAAGGAUUUGCGACCAUCAUUGGAAUGGUCACUUGAAGAUGGUUGGACUGUACCUUUUUCUAAGGAUGGGGAAAAGAGGCAAUGUGCUAAGCUAAUGAAACAGUUAAAUGAAGAUCAAGUGAGUGAAGCUGAAUCUAUGGAAGAAGAAAAGCAGAGAGGAGCCGAACCUAAAGAAGAAGAAAAGCAGAGACCGACAGAAAAGUUGAAAAGCGAUGAAGCUCUUCAGUUGAACAUCAUGGAUUCAGAGUCUAUCGAAGCUGCUGUCUUGGACUUGGAAGAGAUGAUUGUUCGUUUCGAGUGGCUGAAAGACAUCUUAACUCCUGAUUCUUCGGAAAAAAAUUCCUGGAUAUACGAGGAUUAUCAUCCAUCCUCCUCAAGAAUGUGACAGGUAUUGAACAUAUCAAACUAAAAUCUUCUCCUCUGGGUGCAAUUUCGUACAGUCCUCAGGUGGAAUAUAUUGACUAGAAAAUGUAAAUGAGCAAAAGGCCUCAGGUGGAGAAGAUUGAAAACUGAACAUAACUCUGUUUUUGAAAAUGUCUGUUCUUUUAGAUAUUUCUGUUUCUUUGUUCCUUUGUGCUUUGGUGGUUGAUACUUUUACAGCACUUUCUCUGUAUCUUAAUGGCACAUUUAACUUUGAGCCAACUUUUUACCUGUAUUGAAUAGACAAAACUAUAUACUAUAUAGCAUGAACUUUGGAACUAA
Arabidopsis thaliana (thale cress) is the source of this 1627-nucleotide messenger RNA. Its product is annotated as Agenet domain-containing protein. NCBI's taxonomy places the organism in Eukaryota, Viridiplantae, Streptophyta, Magnoliopsida, Brassicales, Brassicaceae. The coding region runs from base 408 to 1310 and encodes 300 amino acids. The transcript is spliced from 8 exons. The record is from RefSeq and is marked reviewed.